UGACAGUGUCCAGAUGUGAUAAAUGAAAUCAAAUUGGGAUUUGAUUUUAUUGUGAUUUCACCUUAACACAUCACUAAAUCAUUCCAAUCAUAUCUAUGGGUGGACGGAAUAACAGGAAUGUGUGUACAAGAUAAUAAAAACCAGUAUCAGCAUAAACAACAAACAAACCUUUAACAUUACCACAGGGUCAAAUCAACACUUCUUUGACACUUUUGCUGCACUCGCAACAAUUUGACUUGUUAAACAAAGGUUGUACUUGGCAGUAGUAUUGGGUUGUUUGGGUUCUUGUAUUCAUGUCCAUUUCUUGUAUGGCUGCUGAUACUUUCAUACGACAUUAAUAUAAAAGCCUUCACUGUGUAAGCCUGGGUACAAAAUGUUUUUUAAUUAAUGUAUGUAUCCCUAUAUAUUCAUCCUCAUGGUGGAAUAAAGGGGUGUAAUGGUACAGAAAAGUCAUGGUUUAGGAUUCAUGGUUUAUUGCAAGUUUGUUACAGUGAGAAAAUGCAGAGUAAGCGUUUAGCUAGCUAUGAAGUGUAAGCUUAAAAGAGAGGCAGUUAAGGGUAGGGUUAGGGUAAGUGUUACAUCUUAUAAGGUGAAUCAUGUCUUUAUGCAAAAUGAAUAAAGUAAAUGCAUAAAGUGGAUUAUUGCUACGUUUGGCCUCAUAUGUAUUCACUACAAUGUUGCAUCAUUGCAGGGUUCAAAUACUUUUGCGUUGAUGGGUUUGUCUUGUACUGGUGGUGGGCGCGGCUUGUAGGGGUGUGUCAUGUUGCUGCAGCUAUACAUGUCUCCACCAAUGUGCUUGUUGCGCUAACCUCAUAUGUUGCUAACAGCGCAUGGUUAAAAGUCUCUGGACUGAACUCAUGUUUGUGAACUUGUGGUUCCACAUUACAUGCAUCCAUCAACAUCCCGUGUGCUCUGCAUGCAGCGGAUGUUGAUGGUUUGGUACAAAUACGCAAAUUGUUACAGCCCUAGCAGAUUGUGAUGAAACACUAAAAAUUACACACUAGAUAUGAUCUGUAUUGAGAAAUACUGACUGGGUGUGUCACAUUGCACCAGUGCUGGUUCACCAUGUCAGUGUCAUCAAACCUAUAAUUUUUGUCAAAAAUAUAUUCAAAUUCAAGUUUCAAGGCUGGUCUGUCAAUUUUCACAACAUACCAACAGCAAAAAAGUGGAACAGCUUCACAAGCAUUACCCUAGACUAGGGACACUCAACUUGCAUUGUUUAGGGGCCACUUUUGGAAAAUGGCAGCAGACCAGGGAUCAGUUAAUGAACAAACAGUCAUGAUGUUUCUAAGUAUAUGUAAUAGAUAAAUUGCCUAUUUUCAACCAAUUGAUGUCGCUGUCCUCACUCAUCUUUGCCAAUAGGCAAAUCCAUUCGCAGCAGCCCUGCACAGGGCAGGUAUACACAGGGGUGUUUCUAGGAUUUGAGGACAUUCAGGGCUCAGUCCAGACCCUUUUUUUCCUUUUAUUAACAAGCUCUAUUUUGAUUUUUUUUUUUUUUUAAUGUACUCUGGCACCUUAUUUACAUUCAAAGUAGGCCACCCGGCGCCCUGUUAUCACUGUAUCACUGCUCUAGAGGCUCUGAUAUCUUUGCUGCAGAUUAAAUUAGUUUUUUUCAUUAUGUAACUUUAACACAUCAUCUUGUUAUUAUUUUUGGACAUUUAAUAGAAUAAAUAAUGAAUAAAUUAACUGUUCAAAUAAUUACUACAUAUGUUGCAAAAGCAACAACAGUGGAGGUGGCAACUGCAGAGUUAGCAUGAGCCAUUGAGUCACAACAGCCACAUUAAUGUUGAAAAUGCCAAGGUGAAAUAUUUCUUCGGAAGUUCGGGGCAUCCUUUAAAGAAUAUGGCCCACAGAAUUGUUGCUCCUGUGCAGCUGGUUGUUUAGUUGUGGUCAUGUGCACUGAUGUCCUCCAGAGGGCAGCAGGUGUCUCUAGAAGGUUAGUCAGCAGUCUGUUAGCACUCUCAGGUCCAAAGAGGAGUAUUAACAGCUCCCCUUGCUCCUUUCUUUUCUUUACUACUAUUAAAAUGGCUGUAGGAAUAGUGUUAUAUAGUGAUAUGUAUAGCAUUAGUCCUACAGUCACCAUGAAUGAGGGAGUGUACAGUCUGUGCUCACAGGCAGACAAGGACCCAGAAGGAUCCAGACACACAGCAAUGGCAAUGACCAGCUCUGAGAAGAUUCACAACAAACUGGAGGCACAAUAUUAUCUCCCUACAAACCUGUCCAUUGUAUGUGUCUAGAGCGUACAUCCAUGUUAAACCAGAUGUACAUUUAGAUGCUCCAUCAAGCAGCUCUCAACCUGUUAUGUCCAUAACUCAAUCACGUUAAUUUGAUUUUGAAGACAUGAACUUCAGUUCAGCAGCAGCCAUCUGUGGCUCACCUCAGAUCAAUAUGGCGUUUGAUUGUAUUAGCUGGAAAAACACUGCCUGGCUCACUCUGGUUCACUUCACUGUCCUGCAGAGCACAAAGCUUCUGGAUGGACUACUCCACCCUUUACCUCUUUGUUCUUAGUGUCUUCUUUGACAUCAAGCAUCAGGCUCGUCAACAUUGAAUUAUUUUCAUCAUUGCCAUUAUCACACUCUACUUCAAGGACAAAGCAUUCUUUUUGGUCUUCCUCGUCCUUUUUUUAUGUCUGCAUCAGAUACUUCUGACUAUAAAUCUUCCUUUUGAAAUAAAUAACAACAGUGAAGGACGACAGGGAAAUGAAAAGUAAACCAAAAUAUGGCAGCAGAGCAUGAAUUAAACAUCCAAACUAACAGACAGAGUAUGUGGCUUUUGCUUUGAUGUGAAACAGUUUUAAAACACCAAAGUGUAUCAAAGAGUUAAUUUAUAUUUAUCCAUAUUGCUGUUUUUCAGCUGCAUCGUCCUUUCCAGUGGCCUUUAAUGCAGCUGGGCUCUUUCUCUCUGAUAUGAUUGUUUCUCAGCCAGGGACUGUUAUCGGACCACACACAUGCAUCUGUGCACACAAGCAAACACUCACACACACACAUAUAGACACACAGUGUUAUCAGCUCAAAGGCAUCAGAUUACCCUACCUUGGCUACAUUAGCACUAAAAGCCUAGCCUCUUAUCUCUAAUUGUUCAUUAGCACUGUGUGUUUGUGUGUGUGUGUGUGUGUGUGUGUGUGUGUGUGUGUGUCGGUGUGUGUGUCGGUGUGUGUGGUCUUAAAACGCUUACAUGGUCAGAGAGCAUGAUGUUAUAAGGCAGUGCUGAUUCUGGGGCAAACUGACUUGAAAAAGGGAAAAUGUUUUUUUUUUGUUUUUUUUUGGAUUGAUUAUGUAAGAUUUUCUUUGAUAUACUUAAAUAUACGUUAUUAAAUCAGUCCUAUCUGUCCCAACCUCCUCAUCACAGCAAUGACAUGCAGAAGCAGCAGUUUCCAAUACCACUCAUGUUCAGUUAUUUGCACACCAUAAACAUGAUUGUAUGUUAAAGGAUCUUACACAAAUUGGUGUUUUUGUAGGAUUUCUCUGCAGCAAAAAUAGUUUUGAUAUAAUCAUUUACUUCCCACUGAUUAAGAUGCAUUUAAAGUAAAUAGAUAUUGAAAUAUGACAAAAAGAUGCACUCAACUCAUGAACCAAAAGCUCUCUCUAGUAUUGUGACCAACACACGUUCAUAUUUAGUAUGUUUUGUAGAAAAUAUAGUGCUAAAUCAUUCUCAACUGCACGUAAACUCUCAUCUGUGUAUGUGUCAUUGUUGUACUCCUAUAAGCUUUCAUGACAAUAAAUAUUUUCAUGUGCUUGUGUUUAAAGAGUAACUCAAAACUCCCUGAAAAUCUUGUUUCUGGCGAUCUCCAAUGGUACUUUUGACCUUUGCUGCAGUAAUUUAGAGUUGUGCUCAAGGCUGUAUCAGUCCACUAUGACAUCACUGUUGGGUGUGGUUACAGGUACAAGUGCACACUUCUGACUACUUUUAACCAUAGAGGGCAGUGAAACAUUGCUUUAAGUAAUUCUUUAAGCAGCUUGAUCCUUCCUGUAUUUUAUCUUGUCUUCCUUGAUCUUUUUUUUUGCUAAGCCUUUAGCUAAAUGUACAUUACAUGCAAAUAAUGCAAAUAAGUUGUCAUUAGUUUCAAAUAUUCAAACAGUGAUGUGUGUUUUAUAUUAUAAAAUGAUAAGUUCUUGUUCAAAGUCAGUGUCGGAGGAGUUUCCUCUUUGAUGAAGUAAGACUAACUUUCAGUGUGAUUAGUAGAGAGUGAUUCUGACACUUUGAUAGGCCUCUAGAGCUUCGCAUAUGUGGUUUGUAGUAGGAUCAGUCCUUUAAGCACUAAAAGGCAUUCCCCAGAGAUACAGUAUGUAAGUCAUGUUCUUUAUGACGAAGUUCAGCAGAAGUUCAAUAGGUUAAUUUUAAGUUGCACUCUUUGUAAUUAUGAGGACACACUGAGUUUGGGUCCCACCCCCCCACCCCCGAAUGCUGCAGUACGUUUGUUACAGCUACCUUUCUCUCCUCUCUCACUGUUUUGACAGAUUUCAGAUUGUUUACCAGAGGGAAGGAGUAGAAGAGAGCAGGGUCUGUCCGCUGCGUCAGGAGUCCCCAGGGUAGAGGAUCGGCCCAGCACCUUGGGCCAGUCUCAGUCGGCCAUGAACAUAACCAGGAUGUCACCCAAGGCUGAACACAAGAAGAGAAGGGCCCCAGCACUACCCGGGGCCCCAACACCCACCAUUGGACACACUAGCUUUGAGGGCUAUCAGAUGGGCCUUGGCUCAGAAAGCCAGCAGAGGAAAAGGAAGGCUCCAGCCCCUCCACCUACUCCAGAUUCCAUCACUGCAGGCUCUGACCACACGUCAAUCUCUGCCGCUCCCACCCCUGACAUCCACGCUACUGAAAUACCUACCCCAGCCUCCCGCAGCAAGGUGGCACCAUCAAAUACCGUCCCUGCUACGAUUGUGGUAAUGGAAACAGUAAAACCAGUCCCGUUAAAAACAGCAGUACAACCUGCACCUGUGAGCACUGCCACCCCAACCCCCAGCUCCCCAACCCCAAGCAGCAGCACCACCGACAGCAUGGCUGUCCAGGAUUCCAGCUCUGAUCUCAGCCAUGGCCUCGACGACUCAGACGCUGACCAAGACCAGGCCGUGUCCUACUGCAGCACCCUCACCAGCAGCACAGCUAGUGGGUCUGUGCAGGUUCAGGCUGCUACGAAAAGCAGCAGGGUGGAGGAAUCGGAAAAGGCUAGCAGCACGGCUGCCACAUCAAAUCAAGAGGUGACCUCGGCCGGCAGCUCCAGGUCGGAGACUGAGUCGGCCCUAAAUCUGAAACUGGAUGAAGUUGAGAACAACAGACACAGCGCAAUGGGAACCGCUGAUCGACCAGUGCCACCCAAACCUAGUCGCUCCCCUGCCCAGGAGCCUCCGCAGCAUGUCUCACCCCCUACCUUGUCCUCCCCUCCCAUUGAGCCCACAGAAAGCAUCUCCCCGCAGAGUCCUACAGAGGUGGAGGAAGCAGCUCCCCAGUCUUGGCUCCAUUCUAUGCAAAGCUCCACAGCUAGUUGCCAGAAACCAGAAACUGCAACACCCGAGGAGGAGACUGUGUCCUUGGGCAGCAGCAGUGGUGGCAGCAGCCUGCCUGACCAGGGUUACGCUGCCUCUGAAGGCAUGGCAGAGGGCGAGGACUCAGGCAUGGUCAGCUCUCCAUCUGACACCCAACCCACAUCCCCAGAUGGGAGUUUGUCUCUGGAUGGAAGUAAUGGAGGCGGAGCAGAGAGAACGCUGGGACCAGUGCGGGACAAUUCCAGUGACAGCGAUGAGGGAUGUGCCACCUGGGGAUCAAGACACAGGCAUGAUGACAUUAGCCUACAGGCAAAGUCAGGCAGGUUAAAAGACAGCUAUGAAGAUGACCCAGAGCUCACAGCCCAGCUCCAUCAGACUUUGGCAGACUUUGAAGCAGACCUUGCAGAUCACAUAGAUAUAGUCUCAGUGAAGGAGACAACCUAUACCAUGUCCACAAACAGUAAUGAUGUGCCGGUGUCUGUAGUGGACAUGGAUGUGCCAGUCACAGCCAUAGAUGAAGUACUGGAGGAAUAUGAGCGACACACUGUAGAACAUGAGACAAAGUCAGUGACCAGGACUGAGUCAGCUGGCAGCAAAGGUCCAGGCUUUUGUCGCCAGUCCAGUUUGGAGCCACAGAACAAAAACAACAAUGCUUGUACAGCUGCUGACAGUAAUAAAAGCAGCAGUACAAAGACUAAGUCUCAGCCUGAGCAGCAUAGGAUGUCGCAGGAAAACAAGUCUAUAAGUGAUAAAAAGGAUAACAAGAUGCUAGAGACAAAAAUCAAAGGAAAGAGUGUCACUGAUACCGACAGUGUGAAAGAGGAUAAACAAAAAACAACAUCAGCAGUGAAAUCUAAUGUUGACAUGCAGAAACGCAGCAAGAGCACUGAGAUCAAACCUGAUCCUGUAAAAAGUAACACUCAGUCUUUUCAAGAGAAGAAGUCUGUUCUUCCACCAAACAGUCAAAGAUCUGUGUCUUCGGAAAGAGAUGAAGAGUUGCACAGAGUUUACCAGAAUAACUCCAGCCAGAAUGCUUCACAUGGUAAAAUCACUUGUAACGUCACAUCACGCUUCGGUAUGAAAACUUUCACUGUGGUCCCUCCCAAACCCUCUGUCGCUCAUGCUGCUACGGAAGAACCAGCUGUCAAAUUAACUAUCGGUGCCAUUAAGAUUGAUGAUCAAGGAAACAUGGUGAAAGGGGGUAUCUCCCAGAAUAAAAUUGGUGGUUCAUCAGAGCCUGGAAUUAAAUCCAGUGAGGGGUCUCCUCUUCUUGGAAAGGCCAAAGCUUUUUGGAGCUCAAAUGAGAGACAAGAAAGUUCUGUGCCCCAAAGCAAAGAUCUCGUUGAUAAGGCUAAAGAGAGCACAGAUGGCCUGAAAAGUACUCACACUGCAAUCUCAAUAACUGCUUUGAAGAUCAGUGACACUGAGGACCUGAAAGCGACACAACCUUCCUUUUAUAAACAUGCAGAGAGAGCCCAGCCUAAAGAGAUGGUCAAAGAAGAAGUUAAAGAACCAGCGAAAGUCAUCAACGUUGCAAAAGAAGAGCGGGUGGAGGUGGAGAGCAAAAUUUCCGUGUCCAAAAACAUUCAACAGCCAAGUAAUAAACCUGCCCUUCCUCCUCCUAUUCUUCCAGACCUGAAAAGAGACCUGUCCUUCCUCAAACCAUCCAGGCGAACCUCAAGCCAAUACGUGGCGUCUGCCAUCAAUAAAUAUGCCCCAAAGACCUCAGCUAAACCCAACUUCAUCCCAAAUGUGCAUGACUCCCCUGCUUCGUUCGGUUUCCAGAGAUCAGGUCGGUCCAUAAAAGUGAAUCCACACCAAUCUUCCCUGUCGUCUUUGUCAGAUAAUAAGGAGAAUGACUCUGCUUCUAAAUCCAACCCGCCUGGUCCUAAGAGGUCUAUGAGCUUCCCAGAGUAUGUCUCGGAUAUCCAGAGAAAUUUUGGAGAAGCGAGACCGGACAGGGGAGGAUUUGGAAGUUGUGCUGGAUCCACCAAAGGAAGCCCUAAUACACUGGAAACAGAGACAGCCAAGAAUAAGCACAUUCACUCAAAUGGUCCCACCCAAAAAAAUGUGAUCGCCAAUAAUGACAGCGAUCAUAUUCAACAUAUUCGGCUCAGAAGCCCCAGCCCUGUACAAAGCAAUCCUCUACACUCAUCUGCCAAACCACCCACAGCCCCCAAGGCUGUAUCCCAAGGGCUGACAAGUAACCCGAAGGAGGUGACCAAGGCAGCCACCCAUGUAACACCUGAUGCAAAACCACAACCUUCUGUCACAGUGUCAGACAGUGUUGUCACCCCUGAGCCUACGCCGGUGACACUGUUUGGGCCAGUUAAAAAGUUCAGACCAGUGAUCUCUAGAUCUGUUGAGAAAGACACAUCUCUGCACAGCAACCUGAUGGAGGCAAUCCAGACAGGUGGAGGCAGGGACAGGCUCAAGAAGAUAACCACUCCUGGUCCCAGCACCAUGAAGAAAGCAUCUUAUGUUGAGGAAGAGAAUGAGAGAUCUGCUCUUCUGGCUGCCAUUAGAGCCCAGAGCAGCUGCGGAAGGCUGAGGAAGACCAAAUCUGAGGCUGCUGAUGAGCUUGAGAAGUUCAGGAAGGUGUCUUUGGGGGAGGAGAAAUGUGCAGGCCCUCCCUCCUCUCCCUCUCCCUCUUUGACUUGCACUUCACCUCCUGUCUUUACCCAACAACCACCACCACCACCACCACCACAGCCACCAGCACCCACGAUUGCACCUCCACCUCCUCCCCCUGCCUUGCCCCAGGGAAAGCCUAGCGCUGUGGCAUAUCCAAGUGCUAACACCCCCGUGAACCCUGCCUUGGCCAGGGAGGCUAUGCUGGAGGCCAUUCGCUCUGGAUCUGCUGCUGAGAGGCUAAAAAAGGUCGCUGUGCCCACAAAGACAGUCCAAGUGAAUGGCAGACUGGGAACAAUCCAAGCAACCUCCUCAACACUCCCUCAGCAGUAGGAGGGGAAGCCUACAUGACAGCACCGAGGAAUACAUUUAUUAUCUUUAUCAUUAAUUAAUUUCUUUUGUUUUUUGCCAUUGUGCUUUUGCAGCAGACAUAUGGAGAACUGGAUUGAGUCACAUUUUGAGUGAAUGCUAUCUGGAAGUUUUGGGGAACUUAAUCUGAUGUGUGACACAAAUUCGGAAGAAGAAAAUGCGUAUAAAGAAUGAUUUCUACAUGCCAUUUAGAUAAACAAUAAGGGGAAUGUGGCUCUCUUAGUAGCCAAAAACCUUUCUCAUAUAGGUGUGACAAGUGAAAGGUUUGCAGUUAACUCCACUCAUAAUAUCAGAUCUAGCUCCUAACAACAACUUGCUGGAAAAGGUUUAUGUGCAUCUAUAUAACAUAUUCCAUUCCUAAACAUAUCUUGCCAUCUGUACUUGAAUUCAGUAGUUUUAACUGGAACGUUGUACAAAAAGUGUGCCAAUGAAAGCAAAUUUAAAUGGUUUAUGAUUUUCUGAUCAGAUUUUUUUUUUUUUUACCACAGUUAAGUUAUGGAUGCCUUAUACUGUUGCUCAGUCAGUGUUAUGUAUAUGAUGUUUGCUGUAUAAAUUCUAUACGGGGUGCAAUAAGUUGGAUCUGAUAAUGUUUCCAGAUUUACUACUACUUAAUAUUUGCUUAACAAAUUAAGAUAACUAAAAGCAUAAGAAAAUAAUAGAUAGAUUGUUUGAUUUUUUUUGUGUGUGUGUAAAAGUGUAUUUUAAUCCAGAGCUGGUCCAUAAUGCCAACUUCCACAGUUCUUGGGUCUGAGGAGAAGUAAGAUGUCGGUGACUGACUCGUGCCUUUCAGCUCAGUAUACUCCUGUUUUAGCUUCUAACCUUUAUUUGUGCUGCUAAAAUCUAAAGACAUUGUUGCACAUGGUCGGUGCCCUACAGAAACUUGUACAGUAGCAAUAUGACGGACUGUGCCUUUGAUGUUCGAUAGAGAAAUUAAGAUGAACCUUACCUUUCCUUGACAGUUCAACAUUUUUGAAGCACUGUUAUUGAAGUAUAUCAAUAGUGGAUGUUGUGAGCAAAGAGAUUAGUUAACUAAUCAGCAAGUCACUACCAGUAUGUAAUGGCAGAAAGCAGUGGGCAGAAAGCAGUGGGAAAGCAGUGGGAAAACUGUAGGUGAAGUUUACAGUGUGGUUUAAAAGGGAGAAUGGACCAUUAAAUGGUAUCGUCAUGGAUAAAGGAGGGUGUCCACACUGUAUCAUCUGUAGAAUGAAGAAAAACCUAGAGCAUACUAUCAGGUGUAAAUGCUUGCUGCUGUGGAUUGUGAGAUAAAUCUGAGUAAAGGGAGUUCUAGUUUUAUAUAGAUUUAUUUUAAUUCAUGCUCAGUUAAAACUAUUUUUACUGUUGUAUGUUUUACCUUAAGAGCAUCUGUUUUUUUUUCUCUGAAUAGAAGAGAUUAUUUCAUUUCUGCUAGAUGGCUUCAUCUACACGCAGUAGCCUAAAGCACAUUGUAGAGUUGUAUAUUUUGUAAAGUAAAGAGAGGUCAUCGCUGUGAAAGAUUUGAUUUAAGAGAGCUAUUAGUGUGAACAUUUUAUAAGCUAUUGCUUUUUAAGUUUUAAGUGCACAUUGUUUUGUUUUUUUUGUUUUGUUUUUUUGGGGAGGUUGCACAGUUAUUUUUGUCUACCCUAAUUUUUGAUUCAAUAAAUCAUUUUGC
Molecule: messenger RNA, 10128 nt
Organism: Epinephelus moara (kelp grouper)
Lineage: Eukaryota; Metazoa; Chordata; Actinopteri; Perciformes; Serranidae
Gene: cobl
Product: cordon-bleu WH2 repeat protein
Exons: 12
Coding region: 4572-8444 (1290 amino acids)
Biological process (GO): actin filament polymerization; actin filament network formation
Cellular component (GO): perinuclear region of cytoplasm; terminal web; actin filament
Molecular function (GO): actin monomer binding
Source: RefSeq, a predicted model, not a curated record